GUUUGCGAAGCAUCCACUUCUGAAAACGACGUUGUGCCUGUUGUUGUAUCGCGAUUAGACGCUGAAGCGACGAGUGAUGAUGACUGCUCCUCUUGUAUUUUCUCCAUAACGGUUGAAUGGAGUGAUUCGCGAACUUCAUAUAUUGUUAGGACAGCUGAUCAAAUUGCUGAUUUUCACAACCGGUUGUUGGAUAGUUUUCCGAAUGAAGCAGGUGCUCGAUCCGGAAAUCCCCGUGUUCUUCCAUAUCUCAAUCGCUCACAUCCUGGUUCCGUUCUGGGUUACAUUCGGUAA
Gongylonema pulchrum is the source of this 291-nucleotide messenger RNA. NCBI's taxonomy places the organism in Eukaryota, Metazoa, Nematoda, Chromadorea, Rhabditida, Gongylonematidae. The record is from the annotation of a GenBank genome assembly.